This is a messenger RNA of Pteropus alecto (black flying fox), 7525 nucleotides long. RefSeq names its product purinergic receptor P2Y2 (gene P2RY2). Gene Ontology annotation, biological process: positive regulation of mucus secretion; blood vessel diameter maintenance; phospholipase C-activating G protein-coupled receptor signaling pathway. The transcript is spliced from 2 exons. The coding region runs from base 1714 to 2847 and encodes 377 amino acids. Gene Ontology annotation, molecular function: A1 adenosine receptor binding; G protein-coupled UTP receptor activity; G protein-coupled purinergic nucleotide receptor activity. Gene Ontology annotation, cellular component: plasma membrane. Lineage: Eukaryota; Metazoa; Chordata; Mammalia; Chiroptera; Pteropodidae. The record is from RefSeq and is a predicted model, not a curated record.
CUCACCUCUCCAGUGAAGAAGAGGACUUCAUGAGGGAAGUUUUAGGACCACUGUUCUCCAAGGCCAGGGAAUUCAGCCCAUGAGAGGUCUGAGUCUCAGAAGGGCAGGAAAUACCUGAUGUCACUGGCUUUCUGUGGCAGAGCUAGAUACCCCAAGCUGGUGUCCCAGGCUGGGGGGCAGAGGAUGUGGCCUUGUACAGGUCCUCAAUCUCAAAUUCAGGCCUCCAUACUCCUUCUGCAGCUACUGUGAGCCAGCAACUCCCAGCUGACCUCCCAAAGUGUCCCAGCCCCAUCCCCGCGUCCACCAUACCCCUUCGAAGCACCCCACACGUACCAUGUCUGACACCAAAUUCUUCCUGUCCCCACUGCUGUUCCUCCCAGACCCCUCCUUGGCCACCUCCUUCUCCUGCCCUCUUUCGCCCAGACCUUCUCUGGGCCAGUCUCUCCAGCCUCCCUCCCUAACAGCUCUCAGAUCUCUCCCCUCAGAGGCCCCCAGGCCCGGUCCCAGCUUGGGCCUCAGCAUCAUCACUCCCUUUGCUCACCACAGUCACCUGCUCCAUAGCCUCCAGUUCAAGACCUGUCACCCUCCACCAGUGACCUGAGAGAGCAUCCCAAAGAUUUCAGGAAAAGGCCACAUCUGAGCUGAACCUUGAAGCUCAUAACACCAUAGUGUACCUACUGUGUGCCAGGAACUGCUCCAAACAUUUUACACAGAUCACUCACUGAAUCCUCACGGGAAUCCUGUGAUACAGGUUCCAUUAAUCGCCUCAUUUCACAGAUGAGGAAACACAGGUGAUCUGGCUCCAGAGGCCAGGCUCUUCGUAAUCACCGGAGUCUGCUACACUGAAGGAUGAAGAGUUAUAAUUUCAACAGGUAGAUAUGAGGGGCGUGAAUGGAUUCCAGGUUGAAGGAGCAAUACGAACUAAGGUUGGGAAGAGAGAAGCAUUGAGCACAUUGAGGAAACUGCAGGUCACAGAGGAUGGUUGGGGCUGGCAAAGCUGGCAGAGGCUGGAUUGUGAAAACCUCCAAUACCAGACUAGUCUUUCUCCUCCUAGCAAGCAGGAGCCAUGGACUGUUUCAAGCAGGAGAAUGACUGUUUCUUUUACAAAGACCCGUCUGGAUUGCGGGAGAUUGAGGCUGGAGGCGGAGAGGAUAAUGGCAGUGUCUCCAGCAGCAAGGGUGGAGCUGACACUGGGUUGCCUAUAGCAGGGGUGGGAUGCAGGGAAUGCUUUAAUGCCAGGUCCUGAAUCCUGGCCCUGGGCAAGAAGGAUUCCAGCAAGUUGGCCCUGACAGAGCUCCUCCAUACCUGCCCCCUCUCAACUUGGCACCACAUAGGCUUCUCUCUGUUUUUUCACCCUGGGUCUGCCCUGGCUCCUUGAGAAGGAACCUGCGUCCAUGUGAGGGAAGUCACAAGUAUAGGUGCCCUUCCUCCUAGUUGCACCUUUGCUGACAACAAGAAACAGGGAUCUAGGGUAGGGUGGCAGGGUAUUGGGAAAGAAGGAAAACUGAAGGACCUAUGUGUCCCUCAGUCCAGCCCCCCUCACUCCAAUCUCAACUUCAGGGGCCUUGAACUCCUGCUGGGAGACCAUGCUGGGCAAGAAGCUUAGGGUCUAAAGGAGUGGAUGUCGCUGGCCCUACAGAAUUCCCGAGUCUCAGCCUCUCAGGACCCCAGGUUCCAAAAUGAGCAGAAUUGUACAGCCCCAGAUUCUCAGGGAUGAUGGCCGCAGGCCUGGGCCUCUGGAAUGACACCAUCAAUGGCACCUGGGAUGGGGAUGAACUGGGCUACAAGUGCCGUUUCAACGAGGAGUUCAAGUACGUGCUGCUGCCUGUGUCCUAUGGUGUGGUAUGCGUGCUCGGGCUGUGUCUAAACGUUGCAGUGCUCUAUAUCUUCCUGUGCCGCCUCAAGACAUGGAAUGCCUCCACUACGUACAUGUUCCACUUGGCCGUGUCAGAUGCACUAUAUGCGGCCUCCCUGCCACUGCUGGUCUAUUACUACGCCCGCCGUGACCACUGGCCCUUCAGCACGUUGCUCUGCAAGCUGGUGCGUUUCCUCUUCUACACCAACCUUUAUUGUAGCAUCCUCUUCCUCACGUGCAUCAGUGUGCACCGGUGCCUGGGUGUCUUGCGCCCACUGCGCUCGCUGCACUGGGGCCGGGCCCGCUAUGCCCGCCGCGUGGCAGCUGCCGUGUGGGUGUUGGUGCUGGCCUGCCAGGCACCCGUGCUCUACUUUGUCACCACCAGUGUGCGUGGCAGCCGCAUUACCUGCCAUGACACCUCAGCGCCCGAGCUCUUCAGCCACUUCCUGGCCUACAUCUCCGUCAUGCUGGGCCUGCUCUUCGCGGUGCCCUUUGCCACCAUCUUGGGCUGCUAUGUGCUCAUGGCCCGGCGGCUGCUAAAGCCAGCCUAUGGGACUGCAGGGGGUCUGCCGCGGGCCAAGCGCAAGUCGGUGCGCACCAUUGCUGUGGUGCUGGCCGUCUUCGCCCUCUGUUUCCUGCCUUUCCACGUCACCCGCACCCUCUACUACUCCUUCCGCUCACUGGACCUCAGCUGCCACACCCUUAAUGCCAUCAACAUGGCCUACAAGAUCACCAGACCGCUGGCCAGCGCCAACAGUUGCCUUGACCCUGUGCUCUACUUCCUGGCUGGGCAGAGGCUUGUGCGCUUUGCCCGGGACUCCAAGCCACCCACAAAUCCCAUGCCUACUGCCCAGGCUAGCCGCAGGCUGGACCUGCGCAGGUUUCACAGAACUGACACCAAGACAGAAGAUGAGUCAGCCAGUAGCGAGGACUCCAGGCAGACAGAAUCCACACCGACUGGUGGCAGGAACACUAAGGACAUCCGGCUAUAGAACCUGAACCCCUCUGUCCUAUGCAAGUUUAUAUCGGGGGAACCGUAGGGACUAUGACUUGUUCAAGUGGGACGGUCUCCCCAGAUAUGGACCAAUGUGACUCAUGCGGGAUGGUCAAGGCAGCCAUGACCCCAACGCUCUGUCAUUUGACAGGGGCUCAGGACACUCUCUGUGGUCCAGAGAACUCAGCGGUCCCUACAGCCCCAUCGCCAUUGGGAUAAAGUUUCAAGAAAGGCAAGGGUUCAGAGCCAAUGCUGCCACUGGCCUGACUCACCCACGUAAAUAGCUGGCUGUGUCUGCCAAGGUACCUAGACUGGAGCCCUACCUAACCAAGUCAAAUGGAGAAACAGGCCCAGAGAGAGAAGAGACAUACCAAGGUCACAGAGCAGAGUCUGGGCCUCAGCUACAUGGGAGGGGUGGGCUUGCAGGCUGACCAGAGGAUCCUGGUAAGCAGUCAGGGCUAAGCCAGAGUUUUCCACAGAGGGUCUGGGGGCAUAUCUGGGUGCCACAGUGGACUCAGCAAUGAGAAGUAUCCCCAGCCUAAGAAAAACAUCUGGAAACUGAUGUCGUAAACUUAUCUGGAGUCUCCCCUGGGCUGGGAGCCAGUUUGAGGUUGUAACUUAUACUAAAAGUGUUGUUGUCUGUUGAGCUGUGCCCUAUUUUGUGGUUAGAGAUAGCUGUCACCAACCACACCAGGGUCCUUUCUUCAGCCUGCUCUCAUCUGCCACCUGCCUUUCCACUAGCUGCCUCAGCAGUGGUCUCACAUCAGGUAUCCCCUCUCCAGACCCCAGGUCAUCCCCCACUUUAAAGCUAACUGGCUUUUGUGGCUGGUUCUGUUGGGCACAGAAAGGAGUCAGGUGGGGUCCCAGUCCUUGAGAUCCCCCAGUUUAUGACUUAAGGGUGAUAACCAGUCAAUUGCUGACAAACCUUAAACCAUUUAACUGGCCUGCUGGGGCGGGGGAAGGUAUGAGGGAGACAUCUUAUUUGUAACAUUGCCAAUUGCUGUCUUACAAAUACUCCUGCCAUAGCCAGUUUCAGACUACCAACCUUCUUGCAAAAUUCUUCAAAUUUAACAACCAGCUCUUGCCAGCAGGUACAAGUUGUUCUAGCACACCACUGGAUAAUGCUGAGUCAUUAAGGUUGUGGACCAGGGGGACAGGGAAGGCUUCUUGGGGUGGGAGGACUCCUGAGCUGUAGCUUCUGAGAAAAGCGGUUCAUCAGAGAAGAACGUCCAGGUGCAGGGUGCAUCCUGGGCAAAGACAUGGGGGCAGGAGAGCAGGGUGUGCAGGAACUAGAAGCAGGCUGGGCAAGUGGUGCCCAGGCUCAAGGCAGGAAUGGGGCUGAGGCUGGGUCACAAGAAGGCCAAGUCAGGGCUCCUUCCUUCCCCUAAUCAUGAGGUUUCCUUUGCACUGAGUGGUAUGGGAGAGACUCACUCUUCUCCCACCCAGUCCUCUGCCUCCUGGGAAAAUGCAGCUACAUGGUUAAUGCCCAUGGUUAAUGGGUCAGGGCUUGGUGUGAGGGAGAUGGGUCUCAUCUGUGACAGGUUCUGAGUCCAGCCAGGACCACUCUGGAGGUUUGUGGAGCUGAGAUUGGCAGGGUCCACUAGCCAUUGGGCAGAGAUAGGACAAAGCUGACAGGCCCCACUCUUAACCUCAAGGAUAAGGACGCACUCCCUCUCCCUCUGGAAGAGCCCUUGCCCUAUGGGCCCACUCGGCCUGAAAGAAGGUUCUUUCCUCACUACACUUCCACUGCUCCCUGUAACUUCUCCACCCUUCCCACUCUACCGUAGCAAAAUGGGGCACCUCCAGGGGUUGCUCUAUUUAGAGUCUGACUCCACAGUUCCCUCACGUGACAGGAACCCAUCACAAGCUAUCACAAAUACAAAUGAUUAUUCUACAUUGUGCAAUGUGGGUGACCUGCCCAAAGUGGUGUUUAAUGCUUACCUCUCACAUUCUAGGUUCUAUACUUCUGUUAAUGUAACCAGAGUCCCUAUGAGCUUGUUUUGUAACUACCUCUUACAGACUGUCCUUGAGCCUUUCCUGUAGGCUAGAGCCUGUCUCCUUUCUACUAGCUGCUGCUCAGGCUGAACCCCACCCCAGUUUAUAGAGACACCCUACCCAGAUAGGAUGCUGUGCUGGCCAGGAGUGUGAAUGCUGGGCUCCGACUCCCUCAGCUCUGCUUCGACCCAGAGGCAGGGGUUAUACAUUAUGACUUUGGGGACUCUUGAGUGUGCAUCGGUGGUUUGGGGUGGAGCUGUGACCACUACAGGCCCAAGUUCACCUAGUUCCCAUUCCUUUCACAUCCUGUCUACCUGCCCCUCCAGCAGCUGCCCUGGAGACCCUGAAAACCCAGGGCUCCAUGGCACGUGGAGACAACACUGUGGUCUGGCCCUAGGAAGCCUCCCUUAAACCAGCUGCCUACAGAUUUCUAAGGACUCAGGACCUAGGGGAUGGAGUGGGGUGAGGUGAGGGGACUGACUGACCAUCUAAUCCUGUGGCAUGCACUGAUAGGGAUGGGGAAUGGGGACCCUAAGGGAAUCAGGGCCAGGCCCAGGAUCCCACCUCUGCACCCCAGUUGGACUGCCCGGCGCUUCGUUCUAAAGAUCUGGCCCCAUGUAGCUCAGUGCCCAAGCCACCCUCCUGGUGUGUGAGUUUCCUGACGCUGCUGCCUUGUGCUAUUUUCAGCCCAAGUAAGAGCAGGAUUUUCCACUCCCGGCCACAGACCAUUGUCCAGCAGUGACGUGGGGGACCUGCCUACUCUCAAAAUAUCUCCUUACUCUCUGGGCCUCCCUGCCCCUCCCCACCCCCUCACCCUGACAUAACUUCCUGGGGCUGAUGACUCCUGAAGGCCACUGUGAAAAGGCACAGCCACCUGACAGGGACCCCAGGGAUUGUUCGGCACAGCUGCAGACUCAAGGCUGAAGAGGGGCGGGGCCUCGCCCAAGGUCAAUCAGGGGGUCAGCCUGGCGCCUGGACAUAUGCCAGGGGCUCAGGCUGCUCCUUUUAGUGCAGGUCAGUGCCUUUGUGGGAAUCCUGCCAUCACCCUCACCACCCAAGUUCUUCCCACCCCAGAUAGACAGAGCCACAGAACUGAAGCCAAAGACACAAGGCAGAAAGGUGUGGGAGCAGGGUGAAGAGAGUUAAUGCCUGCUGACUUGCCUACAGCAGCUGUUGUCGAUAAGCUCCAUGAAACCAGGGCAGAGGGCUUGGCACCAUCUCUCUGCCCUGGGUGACAGGUAUCCCACAGCCCAGGAGGGAGCGGGGAACAUCAGAGGACAUUCCCACUCUCACCUUCCAAGGCUAGAAAAGGCCCUGAAUGACAUGCUCCCCAGACAUAGUUCCAGGUCAGGCUACCACCGUUGUCACGGCAGAUUUGGGCUGAUUUGUUUAGAGUCAGGCGAAUGAGGAGGGAAACUCCUGUACUAACCCAUGCCCAGGCACCAGCCAGACCCUCUCAAAAACAGUAUAUCAUUUAGUCUUCACUGCAACUGUGUGAAAUAGACAUUCUUCUCCCCCUUCAGUAGACGAGGGGACAGGCUCUGAGAAGUGACAGCUUGUUCCAGGUUACAUAGGCAGUAAGAGGGUGAGUCGAGAUUGAGUCCAGGUCCAUGUGAUGCCCAGAUUAGUUCCCUUUCUAAUAUCCUGUGCCACUUGCAACCCCUGUGGCAGGAGAGUUUAUAAGUAACCCUUCAUGUGGUUGAGAUGAGAGAGGCUAUAUAACAAGGAUGGUGUUAAGAGUACAGAUUCUACACCCAGACCAGCUGGGUUUGAGUGUGGUCUCCACUUUUUCCAGCCAUGGUAUCUUGGGCAAAAUACUUAAUCUUACAGUGCCUCAAUUUUCUUAUUGUUAAAAGGAGGCACUACCUCCCAUGUAGGGCAUUGGGAGUUUUACCUGAGUUAACACACAGGAAGCACUUAGAACAGUGCCUGGCAUGUGAUAAGCAGUUACACACUGGGCACUGAACCAAGGGGAUAUGGAGGUGAACCAGCCAGAUCCUACCCUCAUGGAGUUGACAUAAUUUAAUAUGGAACCACAUGAGGAUAAGCGACUUGAGGAAAGGACAGUGUGUCCAGCCAGUGAGCACCAUAGGUCCCCUGUGGCCAAGGUUUCCCCUGGGUAGAGGAGGAAGGGAGCAGGCCCAUCCUGGGGUAAGGUGUGGGAGCACCCUCUGCCCGGCCUGGCACCGAAGGGCUUUCAGGCACACAGGCUUCUGUGUCUACAGAACCUUAUCCAAGUGUCUGGCUGUGGGGAAGGCAUCAGGGAGAAGGGACAGUGGGAGGAGAAGGAGAAAGACAUCUUUGAUAGCAAGCUUCUGGAGCCAGCUCCUGUGGGAUAGAGAGUUCCCACCCACCCAUGGCAGCAGGUUUAGUCAUUUCUCCUUCACAAGAGGUACAUGCCAUGGGGUACUGCAGCCACUCACUGCAUGGUUCAGCCAAGAGCCUGGAGACCCAGGGUGGAAAUACUGGACUGGAGCUGGGCCGAAGUAGGCAAUGAAUAGGCAGCAUUUGCUGUGUGACCUGAGGCCAUCUGCUGGCCCUCUCUGGGCCACUCUGGAGAACUUGCCUCUCAUGUUCCAGUUCUUCCUACCUCAAUUAGGGCACCAACUGUCUAGAUCUUCAUGAAGGAGCUACUAAUUGCUGCUCCCCCGGGCACUCCCCAAAUCCCCUGGGCUCAUCGU